AUGUCUUCCAACGCCAAAGAAGCCUUUUCUGCGCCAGCAGAGGUGCACACAUUCGAUGGCCUUCUCUCUGAUUUUGACGGAACGAUCGUCGACUCCACGGAUGCAAUCGUGAAACACUGGCACCAAAUUGGUGCUGAAUUGGGUGUGGAUCCCAAGACAAUCCUCGCUACUUCUCAUGGCCGGCGAAGCAUCGAUGUCAUGGGAAUCUAUGACAAGACCAAAGCCAACUGGGAAUAUGUCAACUUUGUCGAAGGCCGCAUUCCGAAAACGUACGGCUCCGAUGCUGUUGAAAUCCCGGGUGGUCGAGAUCUCAUGAACGCUCUCGACAGCUCCUCCGCCAGAUGGGGCGUGGUAACCUCAGGCACACGUGCGCUGAUUGAUGGCUGGCUGGGCGUGCUCAGCCUUACACACCCAAAGCAUCUUGUAGUAGCCGAGGAUGUUGAGCUAGGAAAGCCAGAUCCUCGAUGCUACCAGCUCGGCGCGAAAAAGAUUGGUCUGGAGGGCUCAACGAAUAUCGUCGUUUUGGAGGAUGCGCCUAGUGGAAUCAAGGCGGGCAAGGCUGCCGGAUACAAGGUCAUUGCACUCGCUACAACACAUUCUCUGGAUAAGCUGAAAGAGGCUGGAGCAGACUGGAUCAUUGAAGAUCUACGCAGCCUCUCCAUCAACAGUGUCGUCGAUGGACGAAUUGAGCUUGAGAUUCGGAAUGCGCUGCAGUGA
This is a messenger RNA of Penicillium diatomitis, 717 nucleotides long. Its product is annotated as HAD family hydrolase. The transcript is spliced from 4 exons. The record is from RefSeq and is a predicted model, not a curated record. Bases 1 to 717 code for a protein of 238 amino acids. NCBI's taxonomy places the organism in Eukaryota, Fungi, Ascomycota, Eurotiomycetes, Eurotiales, Aspergillaceae. Gene Ontology annotation, molecular function: sugar-phosphatase activity; beta-phosphoglucomutase activity.